Molecule: messenger RNA, 1764 nt
Organism: Candidozyma auris
Lineage: Eukaryota; Fungi; Ascomycota; Pichiomycetes; Serinales; Metschnikowiaceae
Gene: SST2
Product: GTPase-activating protein SST2
Exons: 1
Coding region: 1-1764 (587 amino acids)
Biological process (GO): intracellular signal transduction
Source: RefSeq, a predicted model, not a curated record
AUGUUGGAAUCGUUAUCAUCAGACGACAUGGGCCUCUUCACCCAAGAUGUGAAAAAGAUUUACCUAGCCACUAGGAAGAACGUGUCGAAUAUCUUCGAGUCCCUUAUAUUAAGCUUGGAUCUUCGAGAUAACCCCGAGAAGAGUAAACACCUGCUUUUUGGUAAGCAGCAUCCACCUUUCUCGUUUAGCGUGGAAGAUGCAUUGAACAAAUUAUCAAACCUUCGGCUAGAUAUAGAGGUCAAAUUGGCCAGGACUACAAUCACUUACAGCAUGAAACAAAGCUUGGCUUUCGAUUUGCUCAAGCAGUUCUUCGAAGCAAAGCUCAUACAUUAUCCCAACUCGAGGACAGAGACGAAGCUUGGUCGACACGGGAUCCUACAGAUUACCCCCAAGGGAACUGCUAUGGUGUGUGCGUUCUGUCAAAGUAUUGGGAUCUCCUCCAAGGCUAUACCAUCAGUCGUCAAGUCAGCCUUCAACUCGAUGGAGUUAUUCAUUCUAGAACGUUCGUCUGUGAACCAAAACAUCUUGUGCUCAGAGUAUUUGGUGAAGAUGCUAUUUUCUUGGGUCAUGGGACCCGUUCCAAACGUAUGGUCAGUCGAUAGGCAGCCCGAUCCGAUCUCGUGUGUUUACUACGAAACGAGGUUCGAUGGUGAAUAUGAUUUCUUCAGUGCCGAUGAACAUCGUUCACAGAUUGGUGACGGAUCCAUCAAAGAAAGUGUGAUAAGCCCCUUCCAUCAUAGGUAUUUCACCAACCCUGAGUCCGACUCACACGUUCAAUACUACGUGUCUAACACCGGAGUUCGACUAUUCAAGCAAAAAGUGUUUCUAAACAACGACAAGAAAGUUAUUGUCGAUUACUGUGUUUCUGGAAAAGCUAUAGUGCAGUGGCUCUGUGACUGUACCAGUGUCAGGAACGCAGCGGAGGCAGUAAGUGUUGGAGAUCUCUUUAUCGAGCGGGGCCUUCUUCGCCAAAUCACAGUUGACAAGCAAAGGUUCCUGAAUGAUAGAAAUGCCUUCUAUAUUCUUACCGAGCAAGGCAGUGUGGCAUGCAAAUGGAGUGCAAAGAUCAAACGCAAGAACCUCACAAAUAACUUUCCACUGCUUGAUAUACACCCUUCUGGAUUCUCAACUAGUCAAUUCGAUGGGCCAACUCUCAAGGAUAUCAUUAAAGAUCCUGGCUUGAGAAUAUUGUUUAAGAUGCACAUGCAGAAGGAGAGGUGUGUGGAGAACAUGAAUGCCUAUAUUCUGCUAGUGAACUUUGGCGACCUGGUGCAACAGGUAUUCAAGCUCCACAAGUAUUACCAAGCGCUUGAGGAUGGGCCUCGUAAGAGCAAAGUUUUUAACGCCAUAAGCUUCCAUAUGAAUAGUUUUUUCUCCAAAGCUUUUCAGCUUUACUCAGCCUACAUCAGCCCAGAUCUGCAAUUUGAUUUGAAUAUCGACUACAAACUCAGACAGGACGCCCAACGACUCUUGACGUUUGAUGGCCCACUUCUGCCAACGAUCGACCAUAUGAUGACGCCAAUGACAGAUAAGCUGUUCUUCGGUGAUCAGGACCUAUCACAAAUUGCACAGCCGUUGACACCUCCGGUGGACGCUAAUCAUGUUAUUAUCGAAAGCGAUUUGGUGAAGAAUGUUGCGUUGGUGAGUGAUAUUCACCGCGUAUUUCUCAAAAUUGCAGAUUCCAUCUUCAGGCUCAUGGAGAUUGAUUCAUAUCCUAAAUUUAUUAAGACUGACGCUUUUUUGGAUGCUGUUGCCCAUGUAUAA